Molecule: messenger RNA, 2490 nt
Organism: Nycticebus coucang (slow loris)
Lineage: Eukaryota; Metazoa; Chordata; Mammalia; Primates; Lorisidae
Exons: 3
Coding region: 384-1106 (240 amino acids)
Source: RefSeq, a predicted model, not a curated record
GGAGGACAUGGCGGGCCCUGCUCCGGAGCCCAGACCUCGCCUGUAGAGAAGGCCCAUUUCAGACAUUUUUAUAGAAGCCCUUCAGCCUCAGAAGCCAGGCCCUGGUGGUGCAGCCACUGUGAGGAAAACACCACCCACCCCUCCUGAGAAGAUGUGGGUGAGGAAGGCUUUUGUCCUUGGACCUCACAGCCCCGUUUGAGAGCAAAGAGGCCUUGCUGAGGAAGACAGCCGAUGAAGUGAGUGGAGCCACAGUGGGCUCAAGCGCUGACCGCUGGGGCCCAGAGAGGUCCAAACCAGAGCCCAAGGUGGACAGGGAGUGUUUGGCCAAGGCAGAGCCCCCUCUUCAUGGCACGAAUUCAGAAUUCCUGGAGGUGGCCUGAAAAAUGCAUGAACAGCAGGAGAAAGUGCUUUUGAAGCACGACACGGGUAGCCUCAGGGCCCCAGGGGCCUCAGCCAGGGUUGUCCUGAGAGAUGACCUGAGUCCUUCGGAAGAGCAAGUCAAGCUGGCCCGCAAGCAUGCGAAAGCACCUGAGCCCCCUUUGCCCAGGCCAGGAAGAGACUCAGAACUAGCUGAUGUCAAGGUCAGACCAGUUGACAGAGGAGUCCCAGCCCCUGCAGGGGGCAAGUGGGCCUCCAGGGGGAGCAUGAAGAAGUGUAUCAGCCUGCUUGGGGAGGACAGCGCUGUGCCCAUGUCCUUGGCAGCGGGGCCUGGACCCCCCUUGGCCACCCCUGAUUCCCCAUUGGCAAUGGCAGAGCCCAAGAAAGUGGGUGUGAGUGUCCAGGAGCGGGUCAGAGGCUGGGCUGCUGAGAGCUCCGAGGUGAAGCCUGAGAUGAGGAGGAGGACAUUCCGGGCUCGGCCGCUGUCCGCAGAUUUGACCAAAGUGUUUUCAAGUUCAGAUUCAAGCAAGGAAGUCAGAUAUGAGAAGUGUGCUGAGCUGAGUGGCGAGCUUUCUAAGAAGCUGAGAGAAAAGCCAAAGGAUGGGCCUGGUCUGGCUGAAACAUCUGCUCCAAGAAGCCCCUGGAAGCUGGUGACACUCGGGAAAAGUCCAGGUAGACGGAGCAGAAAGACAGUUCUAACCAAGUCCCUGACAACUCUUGGGGUGUGAGCACAGCAGGAACUCCUGACGUCACUCCAGAAGAUGAGGGAAGCUUCCAGACCGUGUGGGCCACAGUGGUUGAGCAUCACGUGGAGAAACAUACUUGUGUCUAACCCUAUGAGAUGCUGUCUCUUAGCCAUGCCCCCCAGCAAUGUGCCCGAUACACGUGCCCCAAAAUCUAGGCCCAGGCAGGAGAAAGGCUUUGGCUAGGGAAGGACCCACUGGAAAUAAAAACUUCAAGAAAGACAACCCCAGGAGCCUUGACAAUCCUAAGACAGAGAAAUUGGGACAUAAUGCUCUUUUGAAUGGAGAAGGUGAGUCAAGAAGGUAUCACACAUCUCUCCAGGAAAAAUACCCUUUGGGUGAAAAACACAAGAGCCCUUUCAUAAAGCACUCAGAAAAUCCUCCCACAUCCCAGAGGAUUGAGACCAAGUAUGACAUUAUGCACACAGUGUGGGAGCGUGCUCACAGCGAGGCCAUCUCAACAGCACCAGAGAAGAAAGCGGUGACCCUCCGGAGCAGCAAGUCUCUGAAGGGGAGGCAUCUGUUCCAGGAAGUCACCCUGGCUGAUCUGGAGUCUGGUCCAGAGAGUCAGGUGGGGUCUGUCCAAAGGGUCAGUUUGAUUUGGGAAGCUUGAGUGAUGCAUGAAUCUAGUGGGCCAAAGCUUGAUUUUCGAGAGUCAAAGGAUGUGAUUGGGGGCAAUUGCCUGUCGCCCAGAUGGACAGGUAGGGUUGUAGGGAGCUGGCAUGAAGUGGUCAAUGAAGAGCCCCAUUGUCCUGGGACCACCUCCAUGAGCACUGUCAAGGCUUCUGUCUGGGAUACCCAGCAUGAAGGGCCCGAAGGGACUGGACACAAGCCAGGAGUAGAAGCAAGGGGUCCCCCCCAGGAGUGCUGCCUGGAUCCUCCUUCCAAGGCUAAGGUUGAGCCCUUUGAAUUCCAAGCACAAGCACAUCCAGAUGUGUCUCCUGUGCAGAAAGGGACCCUUACUGCACCUGCCAGUGAGGGUGACCAAAGGCUGGUCCAGAUACCAGAGCCUGAAGUCAAAAUGAGGAAAGCUGGUUUGAUUGACCAGAGAAUGGACAGAUGGAGACGGCGGACUCUACCCCAUGAUGUGAAAUUUGAUGCAUUUGGUUUCCUCACCCCAAAGAACUCAUCGAAGGUGGAGGAGAGGCAGACUGAUUAUUUGACUCACACACCUGGUGCCUUAAAAAAACCUCAGUUAUCCCCCAAUAGCGUGGAGACCCAGGAGGUGAACCCAGGUGCUUUACAGGACCAGACUGUCUCAGUGGUAAAGCAAGGGUCACCUGUGGAACCCAAGACAAUAUUUUUUGCAGUAACCUAUCAGAUUCCUGAUAUUCAAAAGGCAAAGGGUGUUGUUAUGUCAGGGCUUGAC